GUGCAUCAGCUGUGUGCGUUUGAUAAUUAUGUAGGCUGCUAUGCAUGCCUAUGCUACAUACUGCAUUACUAUUGCAUGUGUACUGGCCUAAAGAGACUAACUUUUUCUGCACCUUGGUCGCCAUUGUUUACAUUCUUAUCACAAGACCUCAAAUUUGUACCUGAUCCAUGUGUCUGUGAUGUUAACUUGUUUAAACUGACAUUUGGCAUAUGCUGUAAUCAAAAGAGUCAAGAGAUGUUCUCGUCAAAGAAGUGCCUGGUCCUAAUUACGUUGGUUUGUGGACUUGGUUUAGUCCUAUCCUGUCAACCUCCGGAUUGUGAUAGACCAGACUGCGGCACUUGUGGAAAUGCAUGCUGCACACUAGAGCUCCUUUUCACUGCUCCCAGUGAAAAGGUGUUCAAUGCCUAUGUUGAUGGACUGAAAGGAGUAAACAACCAGGGUACCGAUGGACUUGAUAAUGAGGACUAA
Messenger RNA from Strongylocentrotus purpuratus (purple sea urchin), 468 nucleotides. RefSeq lists its product as uncharacterized. The record is from RefSeq and is a predicted model, not a curated record. The transcript is spliced from 5 exons. The coding region runs from base 76 to 468 and encodes 130 amino acids. Lineage: Eukaryota; Metazoa; Echinodermata; Echinoidea; Camarodonta; Strongylocentrotidae.